Molecule: messenger RNA, 669 nt
Organism: Thyridium curvatum
Lineage: Eukaryota; Fungi; Ascomycota; Sordariomycetes; Thyridiales; Thyridiaceae
Exons: 2
Coding region: 1-669 (222 amino acids)
Cellular component (GO): cytoplasm
Molecular function (GO): gluconokinase activity
Source: RefSeq, a predicted model, not a curated record
AUGGCGCCUCCAAAAUCGCUUCCUAACGGAAUUCCUACCUCGUCCAAUACGGUGCAGCCAGCGCCUGCGGCUGUCCCCAAUGGCGUGACCAGCACGGGGACCGCCGUCCAGGACGGAGCCGAGACCAAGCACAAGCACAUUUGGCUGGUCACUGGGCCGGCAGGAUGUGGAAAGUCUACUGUCGCCAAAGCGCUGGCGACUCACCUGAACAUGCCCUAUAUCGAGGGUGACGAGUUCCACCCACCCGCGAACAUCGAGAAGAUGAGCAACGGCAUCCCGCUUACGGACGCCGACCGCUGGGACUGGCUCACCGCGCUCCGCCAAGAAUCCGUUCGCCACAUCGACGCCGGCAACCACGGCGUGGUCCUGACCUGCUCCGCUCUGAAGCGCAAGUACAGAGACGUCAUCCGAGUAGCUCCCUACUUCGCACCGGGCGUCUUCCUGCACUUCAUCUACCUGCACGCCCCCGAGGAGGUCCUUCUGAAGCGGGUCGGCGCUCGCCAGGGGCACUACAUGGGUGCCAACAUGGUGCACAGCCAGUUCAGCAUCCUGGAGCCUCCCAUGGAAGACGAGACCGACGUGAUCAGCAUCGACGUCAGCCGCACCCCGCAAGAGGUCAUGGACGAUGUGCUGGCACAGGUGCAGCAGACGAUGGAGUCAGAUGAGUGA